Messenger RNA from Patiria miniata (bat star), 1947 nucleotides. RefSeq names its product calmodulin-lysine N-methyltransferase-like (gene camkmt). Gene Ontology annotation, molecular function: calmodulin-lysine N-methyltransferase activity. The coding region runs from base 212 to 1033 and encodes 273 amino acids. The transcript is spliced from 11 exons. Lineage: Eukaryota; Metazoa; Echinodermata; Asteroidea; Valvatida; Asterinidae. Gene Ontology annotation, cellular component: cytoplasm. The record is from RefSeq and is a predicted model, not a curated record.
AAUACUUUGUAUACAAGCGCGGAGGUGGCGGCAGGUUGCAACAUUUUUUCCUGGCGUGUUUAGCAUGUGUAUCGCCACACCCGUACAACCAUGUCAUUUUGUGUCUAUAGGCUCCUUACCUCAAAAUGGAUAGUUCAGACGACGAUUUUUUUUCUGACUAAAAGUAGAUUUUGCAGUGACGGCGGAGAAUCUGACAGUGUGUAAAGAUGCAAUGGCGAUCCUACAGAAGCAGUGUACAGAGUCUGACCCGGUCAACUUGGUGUCCAUUCGUAGAUUCUCAACAUUUGGCUUAUUCUCAACCAAUCAACUUCCAGGCAAGUCAGCUCAAGGGGGACACAGAUGGGAAGAGUACACCUGUCCACAUCAUAGUCAAAUAAAUGUCAAUAUUAGACAUCUUUCAAACAGUUUCUCAGCUGGUGAACUCAUUGGCUUUAACAAUACAGGAAAUGUGUGUUUAUGGCCAUCAGAAGAGGUUUUGGCCUUCCACUGCAUGAAGAAUGCUGAAUUAUUUAAAAACCAAAGACUGUGUGAACUUGGAGGAGGCAUGACAUGCUUAGCGGGUAUUGCAGUUGCUGUGUGCUCAGAUGCUGCUGAGGUACUACUGACUGAUGGAAAUCAAACAUCAGUCCAAAAUGUGAAAGAAGUGCUUGCUGAAAAUAGCUCCAAGUUUGGUCACACAAGUGUUGCAGCAAGGGAAUUGAAAUGGAACCAGAGACAAACAUUUGAAGAUCUGAAUGGCCACUUUGAUCACGUGAUAUCUGCUGAUUGUUUGUUCUUUGAUCAGUUUAGACGAGAUUUGGUGGAUACUAUUGAUGUUCUUCUAAAAGCUAAGGGUGUAGCCACUAUCUUUGCACCGCAAAGAGGGAAGACACUGGAUGACUUUUGUGAGUUUGCCAGGCUAAGAUUUACUGUGGAAGUUGACCACAAGUAUGACCAGCUUGUAUGGCAAAAACAUCAAGAGAUGCUGAUUCAGGGAAAGGAGUUAUACGAUGAAAACAUUCACUACCCUGUCAUGAUCACUCUCACAAGGUGACCAAGGUGUCUUCUUGCAUCAUAAACCUGUCGGGUCGUUUACCAUUUAUUUUACAUUUUGCCCUGUGCUUUAUGCAGAGUGUUUAAGCAGAAAUGAACUGUAUGCAUUAGUUUGUGUGGCAUUUUGAAUAAUACAGGGUGAGUAAAAAAAAAGCAGAACCCAAACCUCGGAAAAUAUAUUUCAUAUUUAAUAAAAUAUGUAGCACCAAAAAUAAUAAUGACUGGAAAGCCAAUUUCAUAAACUACUUUUAGAUGAAAAAAAAAACUUAAAUUGCUCAAUCCAUUCAAAGUAUAUCACAAUGACCCUGAAACCUUUUUCUUCCAAAAAUGCAUUUUCAAGAAUUGUCGUCACAAUUGUCUUCAAACAUCACCAGUGAUAAAACUUGAGUUUAAAAGUUAAAAAUAUUCAACAAAGUCCCUUUAAAGGCCCAUCUUUUGAACAAAAGUGGAUUUUAUAAAUUAUAUUUUUCGCCUAAGCAGGGUUGUUAAUAAAGAUGUGUGUACUACAGUUGUUGACAGUUGUUGAAACAAGUAUUCUGUGUAUGUUUUUUUACUCACCCUGUAGUAGAGUUAACAAGACAUUGAUGUGUUCUAAGAUGAAAGGGUGGGUUUAUAUUCUUUGUGGUCUACUCCCAAAUUAAAGUUGAUUUGAAUCUUAUAUUGGGGCAAGAGAACCUAUUACCCCUCCCCUUAGUUGACUUUUAGAAGGAAUAACAUUUGAAAUAGAUGAAGGCAGUCAUAUUACUCCACAUUAACUUACACAUUAAGCAUUAAGUUACCAAUGUAACUCAAUCAUUGAUACUUGUAUAAUUCAAAGAUAUCUGUAUGUGCUCUUAAACACAGUUUAGGUUUUUCUCUCCUGACAGAUUUUCAAAUUGUAUGUUCUAUUUUAACCCACCCAACCCCCCCCCCCCC